CGGCUUGCAGGGGAAAGGCUUGGGGUAGGGGGCCUGGGACAGCCGGGGCACCGCUGCUCCAGGUCUGAGUCGUGUCUGGGGCCAGUCACUUCGGCCGUUCGCCUCCUAAUCGAUGCUGGCGCCCUCAAAACAGCAGCUACUGCGCGCUCCUAUAUACUUGUGAAUACAAAUAAACGGUAUACAUACAUAGCCACGGUUAGUAUACUUGUUUCGCGAGGAGUUUGUAAUAAGACGAGUCAGGGAAGGCCGUGUCUCCCUGCUUACAUGAACUAAUGUCCACUAAAACUUCUCAGCAAUCCCAGCCGCAUGCACAGCCAGCGAUGCCGGCAAAUGACAGCCGGGCUGAUGUAUGGCUGAUGGUGGCACUCGGUGGCCUGGUUCUAUGGAGGCGACGCUGCCUGUCGACUCAGCUGCGGGAAAGCGCCGAGAGAAUUGCGCUGAAGGCAACCCAGAGGGCGGCGGCUGGACCCCUGACACUGACCACAGAGGAGAUGUGCCUGGAGUCGUGCGUGAAGAGUCCGGGCGACUGGGAACUGGAACACCUGCAAGUGUUCGGCGCUGACCCGGCAGUGGUGGAGCGCCUGGACAGCGAGGUGGUGCGGGCGCUGCAGCAGCCCGAGCUGCUGGGGCGGCUGGGGCUGCAGCACCUGGCGCUCUGCGACGCGCACAUGCAGCCGCCCUACCUAGUGCUGCUCCAGGGACCGGCCCGCACCGGCAAGAAGUCCAUGGUGCUGGAGCUCGCGCGCACAAACGGCAUUACCGUGCUGCACCUGGACAAGCACUCGCUCGAGGCAGCCCACAAGGCGGCGUGCUGCUGGGGCGCGCUCGGCAGCUGGUGGUCCGGCGGCGGCAGCGUGGUGGCGGCCGCCUUCUCGCUCGCCAAGAAGCUGCAGCCGUGCAUCAUCCUGCUGGACAACCCGCUCGGACUGCCGGCAGCCAUGCUGGCGGUGAUCCGUGCCGAGGUGAAGCGCCUGCGCGCGGCGCCGCACAACUGGUCGCAGGAGCGCGUGUCGGUGGUCAUGACCAGCAGCGCGUCGCUGCCCCCGCAGCUGCCGGCGUACGUGCCGGCCUGCCACCGAAUUCGUGUGGCUCUGCCGACGACUCAGCAGCUGGGAGCCAUGCUGCACGGCUUCCUGCGGCUCAUGCAGGCGGCGUACCAGCAGCAGCAGCAGCAGCAGCAGCGGCAGCGGCAGCAGCAGCGGCAGCCGCACCCAAAGGCCGGAGGCGCGCUGCUCGGUGGCGGCCCCACCCCGCAGCCGCAGCUGAUGGCAGCGCUGGCGAACUACGAGGACGCCGCGGCCCGCGGCGGCGUGGCGGGCGGCCCGCUGGUUCCUGCCGGCGGUGACGGCGGCUUCGGCGCUGAGGUGCACCAGUACCUGCAGUCAUUGCAGGGCCGCACCGCGCCGCACGUGAGGUGGCUGGCGCUGCGGGCGCGGCUGCGGGCGGCGGGUGCCGACGGCGCGGAGGCGCAGUUCCAGCCAUUGACGCUGGCUCACCUGCGGGCGGCGCUGCAGGACCUGCUGGCGGAGGAGCACUUGCAGCAGCGGUCGUGAUUAUUGUUGGUGCCGGAGGGCUGUUCAUCGCUGGAUUUGUAUGGGAAGUGGCUGUUACUGGCAGGCGCCUAUGUAGCCUGAGUGGUCGUCUGUCCUAACACAACACAUGCUUCGGCGUGUGGGGACGCGGCAUUGGCGAGGGCCACGGAUGGCCCUGUUACCGUGGGGGCAUGUCGCACCCGUGGAGGGCACUGUAGCUAGGUGCGCCUGGCGCACGUGCACGAGACGGCAUACUAUUAACUUGUUACAGGAGUAAUUUGGGUUGAGCAGGGUGGGGAUGGCAUGCGAAUCUGGCCACUGACUCUGGCGUGCUUUGGCCGGGCGCUGGCUGACAGGCGAUCAAAAUCAAACUGGGUUGCCGGGUUUCGUUGCAUUUCCGUUGGGGUACAAAAGCAGUCAGUGAGGACUGAGGAGCCAUGCAGGAAUGAAGGCCGGGCGAUGGGCUCUGCGGUACCGGUAACGGGUAACCCCAUGUUGGCUGACGCACCCUGAGCUGCGGCGGGACCCAUCCAAGCAAGGGGCGUGAGUGGGCCGAUUGUGAUGCCGGUAUGCAGGAUGGACGACGCUACUUGACUUGCCACUCAAACAGUGUGCAUCUGCAAAGUCCAAAUUAUCCAUGCUCACACCGCCCGAGCUUCUCACGGCCUCACCUUUUGCUUGCAGCCUUUGCACCAGUGUGUCCGCCCGCGUGUCAAUUCCUGACAGCGCGGGUUUCCCCAGUUUCCCCAAGCGUGUUUGCUGCGGCUAACUCAUCGCAC
This is a messenger RNA of Chlamydomonas reinhardtii, 2311 nucleotides long. RefSeq lists its product as uncharacterized. The transcript has 11 exons. Gene Ontology annotation, molecular function: ATP binding; ATP hydrolysis activity. Lineage: Eukaryota; Viridiplantae; Chlorophyta; Chlorophyceae; Chlamydomonadales; Chlamydomonadaceae. The coding region runs from base 321 to 1553 and encodes 410 amino acids. The record is from RefSeq and is a predicted model, not a curated record. Gene Ontology annotation, cellular component: mitochondrial outer membrane.